CUGUUGAGUGUUUGUUUUCUUUCUAUCCCUCUACAUCCUCCAUCAUCUGUCACCAUGACAACCUCAGCCCUACGACGACAGGUGAAGAAUAUUGUGCACAACUAUUCGGAGGCGGAGAUCAAGGUCCGUGAGGCCACCUCGAACGAUCCAUGGGGCCCGUCCUCGUCUCUCAUGUCAGAGAUCGCUGACCUGACCUUUAACGUGGUGGCGUUUGCAGAGGUCAUGGGCAUGGUGUGGAAACGCCUCAACGACAGCGGCAAGAACUGGAGACAUGUCUACAAGGCCCUGACUCUGUUGGAUUACCUACUGAAGACAGGAUCAGAGAGAGUGGCUCAGCAGUGCCGGGAGAACGCAUUCACUAUUCAGACGCUGCGUGACUUCCAGUACGUAGACCGAGACGGCAGAGACCAGGGAGCCAACGUGAGAGAAAAGGCUCGACAACUGGUGUGUCUCCUCCGUGAUGAGGAGCGGCUCCGUCAGGAGAGGAGUCAGGCCCUGAAGACCAAGGAGCGGAUGGCUGGGGGAGGAAGUGGCGGCGGUGGUAGUAGUAGUGGUGGUAGUGGUGUGUAUGGAGGUAUACCGCCAUCUUACCACCCAGGCAGGCGAACAAGCCAGCCCAGCAUGGCCGUGCUGUAUGGGGAGGAGUUCAGCCGCUCCAGAGGCUCCCCAUCCUCCUUUAACUCCUCGUCCUCGUCCCCUCGCGCCGCCUCAGACCUGGAGCAGGCCCGACCUCAGACCAGCGGGGAGGAAGAGCUGCAGCUCCAGCUGGCUUUAGCCAUGAGCAGGGAGGAGAGUCAAAAGGAGCAAUGCUGUCGCCAAGGAGACGAUUCUCAGUUGCAGAAGGCCCUGGAUGAGAGCAGGAGAGAGAGCCAGUCGAGGACACAGGAGUCAGCCAUGCUGGACCUGGUGGACAUAUUUGGCCCUUCAUCCGAGGGCAAACCUCCCUCGAAGGACCCUUGGAACUCUUCCCAACCCACCUGUGAAGUCACCUCUGACCCCUGGGAGACCGCAGCAGUUCAGUCCAGCACUCCUGUGAUCGGCAGCCCUUGGGCAGCCCCACCUUCAUCCUCAACGGCAUCCAAUCCGUGGGCUCCGUGUGAAAACUCACACACAGACCCCUGGGAAGCUGUGCCCGUCUCCUCCAGUCCUGUCAACCACUCAUGGGAGAGCCCAACAGACGGAGACGGAGAUGGGGCCGAUCCAUUUGAUGGACAGGAAGAGGAGAAGCCGAAAUCAGAGGUUCCUCAGUUGUCCUCCCCUCAACCUGCAAGUCCUACAGAGGCUGAGCUGUUCGGAGUAAAGGUGGACUCUGACCCUUUUGUUGAAGCGGAUUCAAAGACAGAUCCCUUUGGGGCCGACACUCCGGUGAAACCCUUGGUGAAUGGACGAGAAUCAUCCAGCCCAGAGAUGUUCGAUCUGUCGCGGCUAGCUCCACCUCUCAGCGCCCCGGCUACACGUGUGUGUCGAACCCCAGAGACCUUCCUUGGCCCUACAGGGGCCUCGCUGGUGAACUUAGAUGCCCUGAUACCCACAAAUGCCACUUCCAAAAUGCACAACAACCCCUUCCUCUCAGGUCUGAGUGCUCCGUCUCCCACCAACCCCUUCCACUGCGACCAGCCUCGCCUCACCCUCAACCAAAUGCGACCACACUCCACAUCCCCACUGCCCCCCCACAUGCUCUCCUACAGCCCAUCUCUGCCUCUCCCUCUGCACCACCACCCGCCUGUCCUCCCUUCAUCCAUGACACAACCUCCUGCCGGACUCCUGGACCUUCCCUCCAACCUCCCGCAGCCCCUCCUCCCGCUCUCUCCUCGCCCGGCAACUCGCACCCAGUCCCAGACACACACACACAGCCACAACCCUUUCCUCUGAGACCCCUGCAUCGGUCCACAUCUGCACAGAAAGAACAAGACCACAGAAUGGACUCUUUUUUUUUUGGGAUCAAUCUAUGCUGACUACAAUGAGAUUUGUUCAAACGAGCCUGAACUGAACCCAAGAUUGUGUUCUGAUGUCAUUGUGCACACUUGAAGCAGAUCAAACUUGGACUGGAUGUAUUUGUGUCUGUCUGAAGACACAUCAGCUGCUAUAUUUACCUGAACUCUUGAAGCAAAGCUAAGUCACACACACAAACACACACACUUACACACUCAGGCGCACAUGGACACAAACACACACACACACCACCAAACAAACAGGGUGUAUCUCAACAGUCCCCUUGAUGCCUUUCUCCAUCAACAGUGACACUCCUUCUGAGCACCCUCAGACCACAGACGGAACUGUACUCUUAGGGAUGAAUCCACUUACAAAGAUUGUCCACCAUCAGGAUCCUUACCGCUGCUGCUUCACCGACAAAAGCAUGAAUGCAUCCCACCCCUGAAAAACCAAACUAAUUUAUCCUGCAGAGCACCUGGAUGAGUUCUUCACAAACACGCUCUGUCUCAGAGGAGUCAAGUAGUGUCUUGAGCUUUAUUGGCACAAGUGAAAACGUGGAGGAGGUCUAUAAAUUAAAGAUUCACAAAAGCAUUAAAGGGAUUUAAUUAAGUGGGGUUGUGUGAGGUAUUUGUCAAUAGUGAGUUUAUAACCCACAGGAGAGUCCACAGAAGAUUUCUCUCAUUCAACACUUGCACACUCCAACAGCUGACCAGUACACAACAGGCUGAAGAGCAUGCAAGAGUUCAUAUGCAAAUUAUGCCGAAACAAAGUGCAAAAUGUCUCAAUGAUUAGAUUCAGAAUUGUUUAAAAGUAGCUAAAUUUGGGUAAAGGUGUGUUGACCCCACCUGCAGCAGUGUAUAGCCUAGCUUCAGAGACGAUUAUCGGGACAGAUUCUCAACAAAGACUAUGAUUGACAUCUCCUCCAGGCACUGAUGCCAACUUUUUAAAAAUGUCAGUGUAGCCGAUAGCCAGCGUUCAACAAUUUCCAGGCUACCUUUUGGUCCAAUGCAUCCCUGGAGUAGCGCCCAUGCAUCUGUUUCAAGUGAGCCUCAGUUUAACAGUAGAUAGUAAGUUAAACAGAGGCUUCACUCGGGCUUACUUCAGCGGUUUGAGCCCAAACAAGAAAGAAUUUUCAAGUCUGAAGUUUGCAGAAAUAGCAGAAUCAUGAUGGUGUCUGUGAAGUGGUAAAAUGUAAACUUUUUCAGGUCUGUACUAAAAUAUUUGUUGAAAUGAUGGGAUUAAUAAUUUCCGAUGCAUUCAAAAGAGUCAGGAAGUGAAAAUUACUUUUAAUAACUCAGGUGUUUCUGUCUCUGAAGUUUAAAUAUUUGAUCUUAAACUUUGUGUCAGCUGCACUUACAUGAAGAUGUAUCUUUAUAGAGAUAAAUAAAUUAUCAUCAGGUGGCCACAGAGAAGUCAGGCAGUCAUGAUGGCAGUGUGUCUGCCUGCUUUUGCUCUCCACAUGCACAGUUUUCCCUGAAUACACCAAAGCCCGCCUGCCUAAUCCGCUUUAGAACCUGUAAACAGAGAUGACCUGUGGGUGAUGAAGUUCAUUUUGACAUUUGCCUCACACAGCCCAACUUAAAACAAUUUAACUAUCUCUUAAAGCUCUGCUCAAGAACUAAUUGACUCCGGUAUUCUUCCUGACAUGGACACUAUAAUAUUGAAUUGCCUUGUUCCCUUGCAAGUUCAAAAGCACCUGAUCCUAAGUUAGGUAUCGUCCCCUAGUCCCAGCAGAGUCCAUGUUAGUUUGAAAACUGGACUAACCCAGCCCCUGAAAGAUUGUAGUGUCUCCACCUGGACCUUCACUGAUCACUGAUUGUUCCCUAUCAGCCCCCCGUGCCUGUCUCCACAGCUGACCCACAAUGCAUUCCCCCGAAGGUUCACAUUAGCACCAUGGAGGAGGACCUCAGGGAGGACACUCUGUCCCUCCUCUAAGGAGACUGAUGCUUGGUGAAUAGAAAGGCAUUGUCAAGGAAAUUUGAUGACUUUCUUUUAAGUAUGAAAAAUGAAGGAGGGUAAAGUGAAGAAUAACAAACAAAAACAAAGUGAAAUGUUAGAUUAACGUCAGCUCUAAAUUUGCUCGUAUGUUGGGAUGAAGAGAAUCUGACAAGACAAUGAUCUGUUCAUCACUGCACUGAACCCAACUGGACCUGAAUGUGAAACGCCUGCCCAUAGAUACACACAGGCUGAGUACAUAUGUAUUUAACAGAAUGAUAUCUAUUAAAUAAUAUGAGAUAUUAUACCAAUAAAUGUUUGCAUUAUAAA
Messenger RNA from Notolabrus celidotus (New Zealand spotty), 4197 nucleotides. It is a transcript of the gene epn3b, whose product is annotated as epsin 3b. Gene Ontology annotation, molecular function: phospholipid binding; clathrin binding. Gene Ontology annotation, cellular component: plasma membrane; clathrin vesicle coat; endosome. NCBI's taxonomy places the organism in Eukaryota, Metazoa, Chordata, Actinopteri, Labriformes, Labridae. The record is from RefSeq and is a predicted model, not a curated record. Gene Ontology annotation, biological process: endocytosis.